UUUGAGGAAGUUGAAUCAAAGACUUUUACUUGACUGGGAGCAUAAAUCAGUGUGUGUCAAAUGAAGAGCAGUCAAAUGAAAGUACCGUCUUGACAAGAGCCUGUUAGGAAGACUCAGGACAAGAGUAGUGAGGAUGGCUUUACUAAAGGCCCUGCGGUUUGGUGUUUUGAUGUUGGUUAUAUGCUUCACUCUCGACCAGCCAGGAUUCAGACAGUCUGUGUCUGUCUUCUUUCAGGAUCUGAGGGAUGCCACGUCAUCCAUCCUUCAUGCCAGAGAGAAAAGAGGAGCCUCUUCUGCUCUCUCAAACUUUACUGAACACGACCUGCAAUUUGUCAUAACCUUCUCUGACCUCGAGAGUCUUCAAAGGAUUCUUGGCAACAUCAGCUUCCCCAUUGCGAUCAACAACACUGUGGAAAUCAACAGCAUUGAGACCACAACAGUGUGUUCACCAAACAUAACUGGGUACCAGUGCAUAUGUGAGGAGAACUUUGCCUGGUCUUACAACAACUGUAUUACGUACGGGGUCUGUGACGCCAUUAUUGGUGACACGUGUGGCUGCAUUAAUGACCUGCCAGCUGGUGAUCAGUUCUGCCAGUCAAACAGCAGUCAAACAGUGACAACGACUGCAACACCAUCUUCUACACAAGCUAUUGAUCUAGUGGACAUCGAUGUGGACAUCGUCUUGUUCAUCCCAACCUCUCGUGUUUCAUCAAGUAUAUUCAGCUACAUCAGAAGUUAUCUGCAAAGUAUUACCUUCCCAAUACCCAUCUCUCAGUCUCUGGGAGUGAAAGAGCUCCACUUCACCACAGCCUGCGAUCCAAACUCUGCUAAUGGGCUCCAGUGUCUAUGUGAGAUCGGCUUUGCUUGGCCAUGUGACACGUGUAACAGCAGCAAUUCGUGUAAUGACCCCAGCAAUCCGUUCUGUACGUGUUUAAAUGGACUUCCUUCCAACAACGACUACUGCCAGCUAAUCACAAAUUCUUCUGUGUGCCCAACUCCUAGUCCUACUCCAGUGACAACGGUCUCAACAACUCCUCCACCAAUUUAUGAGAUUGAUUUAGUCCUGGAAGUACACAUCCCGUUCUCAAGCUACCAGUCUGAUACGCUGAAUGGGUUUAGAGAGUCUCUGAACAACAAGACCUUCCUCACACCUUUCUCAAAGUCUUUAAACAUUACAGAGUUAUUCUUGACCACAGUCUGUGAUCCAAACUCCACUUAUGGAUAUCAGUGUGUGUGUGAAAGCGGCUUUGCUUGGCCAUGUGACAUGUGCAGCAGUAACAGUUCAUGCAGCAGUCAAAUCUGUACGUGCAUAUAUGGACUUCCUUCCAGCAACGAGUUCUGUGAGCCAAUCACAGGUAAUGCUACAUGCCCAACUCCUCCUCCAGUCACAACUCCUCCUCCUCUACCAACUUAUGAAAUCGAUCUGGUUCUUGAUGUGCACAUCCCAGUGAACAGUUUACAAGAAAACACACUCGAUACAUUCAGAAGAAAUCUGCUAAAUAAAACCAUCCCUGGUGUACAACAGGCUUUCACAGUGCUACAAAUAACACUGACCACAGUCUGUGAUCCAAACUCCACUUAUGGAUAUCAGUGUGUGUGUGAAAGCGGCUUUGCUUGGCCAUGUGACAUGUGCAGCAGUAACAGUUCAUGCAGCAGUCAAAUCUGUACGUGCAUAUAUGGACUUCCUUCCAACAAUGAGUUCUGUGAGCCAAUCACAGAUAAUUCCAUAUGCCCGACAUCAGUGGACAUUGAUGUGGACUUCGCCGUGUUCAUCCCAACCUCUAUUGUUUCAUCAAGUAUAUUCAGCUACAUCAGAAGUUAUCUGCAAAGUCUUACCUUCCCAAUACCCAUCUUUCAGUCUGUGGAAUUGAAAGAGCUCCACUUCACCACAGCCUGUGAUCCAAACUCUGCUAAUGGGCUCCAGUGUCAAUGUGAGAGCGGCUUUGCUUGGCCAUGUGACACGUGUAACAGCAGCAACUCAUGCAACGAUCAAACCUGUACAUGUUUAUAUGGACUUCCUCCCAAUAAUGAGUUCUGUCAGCCUGUCUCAAAUGCCACUAUAUGCAAGCCAACUCCUGCACCUCCCACAGUGGACAUCGAUGUGGACAUCGUCGUGUUCAUCCCAACCUCUCGUGUUUCAUCAAAUAUAAUCAGCUACUUCAGAAGUUAUCUGCACAGUAUUACCUUCCCAAUACCCAUCUCUCAGUCUCUGGGAGUGAAAGAGCUCCACUUCACCACAGCCUGUGAUCCAAACUCUGCUAAUGGGCUCCAGUGUCAAUGUGAGAGCGGCUUUGCUUGGCCAUGUGACACGUGUAACAGCAGCAACUCAUGCAACGAUCAAACCUGUACAUGUUUAUAUGGACUUCCUCCCAAUAAUGAGUUCUGUCAGCCUGUCUCAAAUGCCACUAUAUGCAAGCCAACUCCUGCACCUCCCACAGUGGACAUCGAUGUGGACAUCGUCGUGUUCAUCCCAACCUCUCGUGUUUCAUCAAAUAUAAUCAGCUACUUCAGAAGUUAUCUGCACAGUAUUACCUUCCCAAUACCCAUCUCUCAGUCUCUGGGAGUGAAAGAGCUCCACUUCACCACAGCCUGUGAUCCAAACUCUGCUAAUGGGCUCCAGUGUCAAUGUGAGAGCGGCUUUGCUUGGCCAUGUGACACGUGUAACAGCAGCAACUCAUGCAACGAUCAAACCUGUACAUGUUUAUAUGGACUUCCUCCCAAUAAUGAGUUCUGUCAGCCUGUCUCAAAUGCCACUAUAUGCAAGCCAACUCCUGCACCUCCCACAGUGGACAUCGAUGUGGACAUCGUCGUGUUCAUCCCAACCUCUCGUGUUUCAUCAAAUAUAAUCAGCUACUUCAGAAGUUAUCUGCACAGUAUUACCUUCCCAAUACCCAUCUCUCAGUCUCUGGGAGUGAAAGAGCUCCACUUCACCACAGCCUGUGAUCCAAACUCUGCUAAUGGGCUCCAGUGUCAAUGUGAGAGCGGCUUUGCUUGGCCAUGUGACACGUGUAACAGCAGCAACUCAUGCAACAAUCAAACCUGUACAUGUUUAUAUGGACUUCCUCCCAAUAAUGAGUUCUGUCAGCCUGUCUCAAAUGCCACUAUAUGCAAGCCAACUCCUGCACCUCCCACAGACACUGAAGUGAUCCUUGUCUUCCGGGUCCCAGCCUCCAUUGUGCAGAAUUAUACACUUCCACUACUCAAAAGCAAAUUUUACAACCUAACCAACAGCGUAACCCUCCCAGCGUUUUUGAACGUAAAAGAAAUAAACUUGACCACAGUCUGCUCUCCGCACUCACCGGAGCAACUGCGCUGUCAAUGUGAGGACAGUUUUGCAUGGCCAUGUGAUCUGUGCAACACCAGCAACUCAUGCAAUGGCGUCACCAGUCAGCAGUGUACAUGCAGAGAUGGACUCUCUUCUAUCAACCAGUAUUGUCAACCACUCCAAAGUAGCACACCAUGUCUCGCCACAACAUCUCUGCCAUUCAUAACCUCACCACCGCCAACCAUGACAACGCUGGUAGCUACACCAUCGCCAAUCACAGCAACGCCGGUAGCUACAUCAUCGCCAACCACAGCAACGCCGGUAGCCACACCAUCGCCUAAAAAUGUAUUGGGCACCUUUACCAUGGACAUGCCGUUCAGCGAGUCAUUCAAUGAGAAGAACAAUGUAGUUUAUCAAACCGUUUAUAACGCUACUUUAAACAAGUGUACAAUUGUUUUAGCAAAGUGUGCAGUUAAAAAUCUGAAUUUCAAGGCUGGGAGUACAAUUGCUAAUUAUGAGCUCAAUGUUUUUUCAUCUGAAACACCAACAGAAAUCAAAGUUCAGAUAACAAAAAAUGAAAUAUUAUCAGAAGUGGCAUCAAAAUACCCCGUCAGCAUUGUCAGUUCGAGCCCAUUGUCUGUUGAUAAAGACCCUCUCUACGCCGGGGACACUAUAAACGUGACAUGUGACCCAUCUGGCCUCACCAUUGGAAACUAUGAAAUAUUGUGGACACGAGAAGGAGGAGAACUUCCCAAACAAUCUACUUUUGAUAAAUAUUCAAUCCUAAUCCGUGAAUUUUCAAAGUAUGAUGAUGGGAUGUACGGCUGUAAGAUAACCUUUGGAGCCGGUUCAACUUUCACACAGACGAGGCAGCUGACUUCCAGAGCACUCCCUCUGAUCACUGUGAGUCCAAUCAAAGACAGAGUGAGGUGUUCUGGGACAAGACUACUGACCUGCCAAGUAGAUGAAUUGAAAGUUACAUUGUUCGAUCCAAAUGGUAGAGAUUUAGGUGUAACAUCCUACACCUUCACACCCCCUACGCCAUGUGCUGAUGGUGAUGUGCGGACGUACAAAUGUAAAUUGACAGAAAGGGACAGUGCAAAAGAAAUCACACUGGUACUAACCACAAGCGUGAACUUUGACUGCACAAGUGACAUAUAUGGAAAUGCAAUGAUUGGGGAUACCGGUAUUGGAAAAUGUGACACUAACUAUGUGGGAGAAAAGACAGCAGUUUGUAUGGCAGGUGGUAACUACGGAGAUGAACAAAACAACUGUGUCCUACAAGUGAUUGUGGACCUGCUUGAUCGAUCAAAGAACUUGAAUACCUUGACUAUUCCAGUAUUCUUGGAGGAUCUCAAAAAUGCAACUGUACGGAAUAAUGAUCUGAUCAUUAAGUCUCCAGCGACAAUCAUUGCCAUGAUUAAGAUCUUUGAAAAUGUCGCCAACACAACCUCAUCGUUAAACGUCAAUCUAGGGAAAAAUUCCACAAGGAACUUCCUAGAAAGUGCCGGCCUUCUCACGAUUGACAAUGCCAGGGGGUCUUGGACUUUUCUAAAUUACAACGACACCAAAAAUACAACGGAAGAUAAAUUAUCGAGAAGCAGCUCCAGCUCUGCAUUCUUGAAUGUUUUUGAAAACUUACCAAGUUUUAUUGGCAAUGAUUCACUGGACAUCAACACAGAUUUCAUUCUCCUGAACAAAACAAGGCUCACCGACCCUUUCAACAGUGUAUAUAACUCCUCAGUGGACAUAGAAAUACCACAGGCUGGUGGAGAAGAAAAAUUCAUCACCAUAAUCAUUUUUGCUUCAAUGUACAAUGUGCUUCCUGGAAGAGAUCAGCUCAACACCUCCACCAACCGCGUCCAUGGAAGGGUUGCCCUUGUUCGUCCUGAAGUUGAAAUCUCAAAUAUUUCAUUGACAUUUGAUGUCAUAAAUUACACAAAUGACACCAUAGGAAACCCUAAAUGUGUCUUUUGGGAUUUCAGUCUCUAUGAUGGUCUUGGAGGAUGGAGCGACAACGGCUGCUCGUUAGUUUACUUUGAAAAUGAGACGGUCAGCUGCAACUGCAACCACACCACCUCCUUCUCCAUUCUGAUGUCACCCGACAGCCCCAGAAGCCUUAUUCUGGACUACAUCACCUACAUUGGAGUUGGAAUUUCUAUGGCCUGCCUGGUCAUUUGUCUCAUCAUUGAAGCAAUCAUAUGGAGAAAAAUCAACAAGAACGCAACGUCGUACUUGCGUCACGUCUCCAUCGUCAACAUCGCUCUGUCCCUACUGAUUGCAAACAUUUGGUUCAUUAUUGGAGCGGCCAUUUCAGACGCAGACCAGAAGAACCCGCCGGCCUGCACAGCCGCUACCUUCUUCAUCCAUUUUUUCUACCUGGCCCUGUUCUUCUGGAUGUUAGCCUCGGCCCUGCUGCUGCUCUACCGGACCCUCAGUGUCUUUGACGGAGGGCUGUCUAAACUAACCAUGCUGAUCAUCGGAUUCUCUUUGGGAUACGGAGCUCCGCUGAUCAUUGUAACAAUAACUAUUGCUGCAACUGCUCCCUCGAAUGAGUACAUCCGGGAAAAUGUUAUCUGUUGGCUCAACUGGUACGAGUCCAAAGCUCUGCUGGCCUUCGUGGUCCCUGCACUUCUAAUAGUGGUGAUAAACUUUGUCAUCCUGAUUGUGGUGUUGUACAAAAUACUGAGGAGAAGAGUCGGAGGAAAUGCAGCCCAAACAGGAGAGAAGCACGUUCUGUAUGUGAUUGCCAGGAGUUUGGCUGUGCUCACACCGUUUUUCGGGCUGACUUGGGGUUUGGGAGUCGGAGUCAUGGUUAGCCCCCAAAACUUUGGAAUCAAUGUUGCCUUUGCUUUCUUCAAUUCACUGCAGGGUUUCUUUAUUCUGGUGUUCGGAACACUGUUGGACAAAAAGGUGUGGUCGGCAAUGAACAUACCAUCACUGACGUCACAGGGUAGAACACAGAGCACCAGUGCUGGAACUUCAUCUAGUGGACUGAGCAACUUGUUCCGGAAAAUAAGAAUAAACAGAGGCUCCAGAAGUGGGUACCAUAUGUCUUCUACUGGACAAAGUGCAUCCAAUGACUCAUUCAACACUUAACAUGGGCAGGAAACCAUGCCCAUAUGAGAAAAACAACAAAUACAAAUAAUUUUUUAUCUCAAUAAUACAACCUCUUUAAGUUAUGAUAUUAUAAUCUGAGAGUCCCGCUCGAUUCUCUUUUUGAAAAAUGAAGGAAGCAUUAAUUCUGCCAUCUUGUAAAAGCAGUAUUUUAGAAAGCUUUUCAUAGGUGUGUAAUGCAGAAAAGCUAAAUAUUUUAAUGUUACACAGCCUUUAUUUAUGGGACAUGCACAAUAAUGUAAUACUACAUAAUUAAAAAAAAAAGUUAAAAAUAAUAUAUUUUAUUUUCCUUAGAUGGAAUGGCAUUUGAAGUAAGUUUAAAGAAAAAGUUGUUUGUUUUUAGUUUAUAUAUCAUGUUUUAUAUCCACAAAAUCUUUGGAAAAUAUCUUUAUUUUUUAUUAAACUAUGUGACUUGCAGCAGAAAAGGUCAAAUCCCCCAAGUGGAAUUGAGUUAUUGAUCGAUGGUAAUCAUUGUAUUAAACAGCUACUUCCUUUUGUUUGCAUAACUUCUCUGUAAUCUAUGUGUUAUGCAAUGACAGCCAUUUAUAGAAGCAUUUUAUACUGAUUUGGUGUGGGGUUUUUUUUGUUGAAAAAGCAGAAUAGUCUUAUUAUAGUUAUGGUUAAUAUUAUUUACAUGUAAAACAUUGUAUUGAGUCUUUCCAGGUCACAACAGGAUACUAAAAACGUGUAACAUUUACUGUUCCUACAUUUGCAUUAGAUCUGCAAAGGAGAGAGGAUUCAGGGAUUGUGUUGUGCCCUUAAAGGACACAACACAAAACUCAGCUUU
Molecule: messenger RNA, 7169 nt
Organism: Xiphophorus couchianus (Monterrey platyfish)
Lineage: Eukaryota; Metazoa; Chordata; Actinopteri; Cyprinodontiformes; Poeciliidae
Product: adhesion G protein-coupled receptor F5-like
Exons: 45
Coding region: 134-6364 (2076 amino acids)
Biological process (GO): adenylate cyclase-activating G protein-coupled receptor signaling pathway; cell surface receptor signaling pathway
Cellular component (GO): membrane
Molecular function (GO): G protein-coupled receptor activity
Source: RefSeq, a predicted model, not a curated record